ACCGUCUCAGAUCAAACUAAAACGGAGAAAGAUCUGUUUUUGUUUAUUGAUCUGUAGAAAGAGAUGACGAGUGGUGGUGUUGAAUACGAUAAAAACAGAUCAGUGGUGACGGAUCAUCAACAUCACCAAAACCAGCCUCCUCCUCCUCCUUCGUUUCAAGGUGUCCCUAACUAUCCACCUCCGCCGCAGCAGCAGCAGCCUCCGGCCACCGGUUAUCCUCAGCCGGCUCAGCCCUACGUCGCCGGUUAUGCUGUUGCUGCACCAGAACACCGCCGUCUUCCUUGUUGCGGUAUAGGCGUUGGCUGGGUAUUAUUCAUCCUUGGUUUCUUCUUCGGUGCGAUCCCCUGGUACAUCGGAUUCUUCCUUCUAUUAUUCUCUAGAAAUCCUCGUGAGAGACCAGGAUAUAUAGCUUGCGCAGUUGCCGCUGUUAUUGCUACCAUUAUCAUCGUCGUUGGAGUCGUAAGAGGAUCAGGGGUCUGGUCCUGAAGUGAAGAUGUCAACACUCUGAAUCCAGUAUAGACUGGUUAGGCCGUUGAGAUAUUGUUUCAGAAGAAGAUCGUAAAUGUUUGUUUACUUUAAGAGGCCAAUGUUUAUUGAGUCUCUAGAUUGAUUACAAAGCAUUGUAUAUGUUACUUUAAAAAGAUGUUCUUCUGAAAGCAUACUAAUGUUUGUAUUACUGAAAAAAAAUUAUAUAAAAAUUUUGCAUUUGU
Molecule: messenger RNA, 710 nt
Organism: Arabidopsis arenosa
Lineage: Eukaryota; Viridiplantae; Streptophyta; Magnoliopsida; Brassicales; Brassicaceae
Source: the annotation of a GenBank genome assembly